UAAAUAAAAUACGCCACAGAAAAACGCCAAAUCGAAGGACGAUAAAACGCAGACUUUUUCAAUUUUUCUAGACGUCGAUACGUAGGAGAUUCUUCUUCCAUUUAUUUGCUUCAAGAAAUUGCAGCCCUCCGAGGGCCCUCCGAGAUCCUGUCUGCUUUGGCGACUAAGAACGCAAUAGGUGAUUUUGAGUAUACAAGAGCCAUGGGCAAUGUGGCGUGCAAUAUGUUUGACGAAAUGCCUAAGAGACAGGAUGCUGCUGUAUUGACUUUGUCAAGCUUCUGCUUGUCGUGGUCACGACUUCGCUGCAAAUUUAUGGAGUUGACCUGCAAAUUAGGGCUGUUGAUUCCGCGUUAUUUAUUGAUUGAAGCGAUGAAGCUGGAAUGUUGGAGAACUAAUGAGGAUUUGGGCCUUAGUGUUGUAUGCUCUGUUGAUUGGAUUUCUUGAAUUCGAAGUUUCGACUUCGGAUGAUGAUAGUAAGAGAAUUAUCAACAUUGGUCUGGUUUCUGACAUGGAAUCAUCCAGCUGGGAGGGGAAGGUCGUACGUAGCUCCAUUUCCAUGUCUUUGGGGGACUUUUACAACCUCAAUGGAGGGUACAGAACCAGGAUUGUUCUUCAUGUCAGAGAUUCUAAGGGAGAUUCUCUGCAAUCUGUUGCUGCUGAUGCAGCUCUUGAUCUUUUGGAGAAUGUCAAAGUCCAAGCUAUCAUAAUACCUCAAAUUUCAAGUGAAGAGUUGUUUCUAUCCACACUGGGCGACAAAGUCAAAGUCCCACUGUUAUCAUUUUCUUCACUGCCAUCGUCUCAUAUUCAGCAGCAUCCGUAUUUUAUUCAAGUUGCUGAAGAUGAGAUCAAUCAGUUCCAUGGCAUUGCUUCCUUUAUAAAACAAUUCAAAUGGAAAAACUUUGUGUAUUUGUACGAGGAUACCGCUGAUGCAAGACUAUCCCAAACAUAUAUAGAUAACAUAUUCCAGGAGGAUAACUUGGAUAUUGUGUAUCGAGCAGCCAUUUCUCUUCAGGCCACAGAUGAUCAAAUCAGGAAUGAGCUUCAUAAGCUAACAUCUAUCAAUUCUUCUAUUUUUGUGGUGCAUUUGUCGCCCCCGUUGGCAUCAAAGGUAUUUGUAAAUGCAAAGAUAUUAGGGAUGAUGAACGAGGGAUAUGCGUGGAUCUUGACUAGUAAGGCCAUGAAUUUAUGGGAACCUCAGAGUUCUUCAUUUUGUGAGUCAAUGGAAGGAGUAGUUGGUUUCAGGACUUAUAUUCCUGAUUCGAGUAAGCUCCAAAAUUUUACUUCAAGAUGGAGAAAAGAUUUUCAACAGAUUAUUGCAUCUAAUUUCACAAUUAGGGAGCCGAAUAUAAUUGCUUUAUGGGCGUAUGAUGCUGCUUGGGCCCUGGCAGAGGCAGUCGAAAAUGCAGUAGUCCAACCCUCUAAAGAUCAAGUUGAUGUUUUAGAUACACAACAGUUUGGUCGAAUAAAAGUUUCAAAUAUCGGUCCAUCCAUUGUGACUGCACUCAUGAACAGCAAAUUUGUCGGAUUAGCAGGUGAGUUUCGGCUUAAAUAUCAGAAAUUAGUCCAAGAUAAGUAUGAAAUACUAAAUGUUCUAUGCGAAGUCGAGAGACAAGUAGGUUUCUGGACGUCUACUUAUGGUCUCACUAAGAAUAUAUCUUCACAUGACAAUGUAUCCUCUAACAUUCUUGAAACUAUUGUCUGGCCGGGGCUCUCAUCCACAGCUCCACAAAAUUCAUCGAUCCAGACGAGUAGAAAAAGCUUUAAAGUCGGGAUCCCAUCAAGAGGGAGGUUCCAUGAAUUGAUACACACAGAGUAUGAUGAGCAAGGUAAUGCAGUAAAGUUCACCGGAUUUUGUAUGGAUGUGUUCGAAACUGCUCUUGCCAGAUUGCCGGAUAAGCUAUACCCCGAAUAUCUUCCAUUUGACAAUAGAAAUAAUAGCUACACUGACCUUGUACGGCAGGUCUAUGACGGGACUUAUGACGCUGCCGGGGGGGACAUAACUAUACUUUCGAAUAGAUCUACGUAUGUCGACUUCACGGUGCCUUAUACAGACUUAGGCUUAGGAGUCAUGGUGAAACUCGACAAUGAUCCUUGGUUUUUCUUGAAGCCACUCAGUAUGGAGCUUUGGAUAGUGAGUGCCUGUUCUUUUGUUCUGACGGGAUUCAUCGUCUGGCUUAAUGAACACCGCAUUAAUGAAGCGUUUCAAGGUUCUAUAGUGCAGCAAAUCGGCACUGCAUUGUGGUUUGCUGUCUCAACUCUUGUUUAUGCUCACAGAGAAAGAUUGCAAGGUAAUGUCUCCAGAUUUGUCGUGGGCGUGUGGCUUUUCGUUGUCUUAAUACUUACCUCCAGCUACAUCGCGAAUUUGAGUUCGUUGUUGACAGUGGCUCAAUUUAAGUUGUCGAAAACUGAGUACAUUGGCUACUCAGGCACUCCUUUCUUGCAAGGGUUGAUCAUUAAAGACAAUACCAUUUUCAGCGACAACAGGCUCAACCUGUAUAAAUAUCCCGACCAGUUUUACGAGGCUCUAAGAAAAGGAAGUAAGAAAGGCGGCGUGGAUGCGAUAAUAGAGGAAGUUCCUUAUAUAAGAUCGCUUGUUGCAAGGUAUCCACGUGAGUUCGCCAUGGUCAAAUCCUCGCAGCGAACUAGCGGAUUCGGCUUUGCAUUCCCUAAAGGAUCACGGCUGGUUAGUGAGAUGUCGAAGGCGAUAUCUCAGCUCAGAGAAGAAGGAAUGCUUCUUGAAAUGGAGAGGAAAUGGUUCAAAGGCCAAUUGCCGUUGUUUUCUGACGACAAUGAUCCGCCUAAACUAAAGCCUCUCAACAUACAUCAAUUCGCCGGGCUGUUUCUCAUAAACGGUACGUCUGAGCUCAUUGCUGUGCUAUUGUUUUUCAUGUUUUUGCUCCGCGAAAGACUGUCGACGGCCUUUCGCAAUCUGACAACCUUGUCUAGAGGAAUAUUGGAAUUCAUUCUGAGGUUUUUGUAUCCCAGGAUGAACAACAACAUUGCUGCUAAUGUUCCUCCAUAGAUACAACAUUUUUCUGUAUGUAUAUAUUUGUUCCUGUUGCUGUUUCAAUUUAUAUAUGUGACUCUGAAUUUGUUUAUAUUUUGGUGUAUUCAUAGAGAUAGAAGAUUUUAGGACAGGAGAAUCUUAUGCUGUAAUUUAUUUACAUUUUGAAUGCAAUUCAAGUUGUAAUGAACAUUCUUGAUUUGGUGCUUCAA
This is a messenger RNA of Andrographis paniculata, 3216 nucleotides long. RefSeq names its product glutamate receptor 1.2-like. The transcript is spliced from 5 exons. Lineage: Eukaryota; Viridiplantae; Streptophyta; Magnoliopsida; Lamiales; Acanthaceae. Gene Ontology annotation, molecular function: glutamate-gated receptor activity. Gene Ontology annotation, cellular component: plasma membrane. The record is from RefSeq and is a predicted model, not a curated record. The coding region runs from base 395 to 3022 and encodes 875 amino acids.